Molecule: messenger RNA, 162 nt
Organism: Bipolaris oryzae ATCC 44560
Lineage: Eukaryota; Fungi; Ascomycota; Dothideomycetes; Pleosporales; Pleosporaceae
Exons: 1
Coding region: 1-162 (53 amino acids)
Source: RefSeq, a predicted model, not a curated record
AUGCAGAUAAGCAGGCCCUAUUUUGGACAGACUCAGAACUUACUUAGUGCAACUCUUGGAUCCCCUUAUUCAGCCUUUUCAUACAUAAGCUUUGACCGCAGGUGCUUAGGGCACGUAACAUGUCGGUCGUCCGAACGAAAGUCUUAUGUGACAUGGGGUUAG